AUGUUUAUUCAACCAACCAUACAUAUCAAUACGACUACUACUCAACAACAAGAACAAUGCUAUCAUUUCGCAGUCGAUGAUGAUCUUCGAGUAGGCUAUUUACAACCUCACAUGACAUCUCGUGAGUUUAUCACUGAAGAGUAUUUGGAUGACUCUUCUUGGACACUAACAAACAUGAAUAUAUGGUUAAAGAGACAAUCCCUAUCUGUUGACAACAAGUCAAUCUUGAUUCAAGCAAAGAGAAUGAUAGGUCUCAAUCCUCAAUUAAUUGGUUAUGUCAAAGUAAUUGGAGAACCGUUGAAUCAAUUGUUAAUUGGAAUAGAUCGUACUAUAGAAGAUUUGAAUAAUAGUAUUGCUACUAUACAUGUUACAAGAUAUCAUUUUAAAAUUGAUGCAAUAGAGGGGUCGGUCUAUGUUGAUGUUGUUUACAAUGAUACCAUUGAAAAUUGUUCAUCAUUUAAAUUGAUUCAUUUCAUUUCAUUAUUAGGUAUUUGGAGGAGCUAUAACCAAGAAUGCAAAUGUACAACUUCCUCAACAACUCCAGAGUAA
This is a messenger RNA of Cavenderia fasciculata, 549 nucleotides long. RefSeq lists its product as uncharacterized. The transcript is spliced from 2 exons. The record is from RefSeq and is a predicted model, not a curated record. The coding region runs from base 1 to 549 and encodes 182 amino acids. NCBI's taxonomy places the organism in Eukaryota, Evosea, Eumycetozoa, Acytosteliales, Cavenderiaceae.